This is a messenger RNA of Ziziphus jujuba (common jujube), 1171 nucleotides long. RefSeq names its product late embryogenesis abundant protein At1g64065. The record is from RefSeq and is a predicted model, not a curated record. The transcript has a single exon. The coding region runs from base 74 to 661 and encodes 195 amino acids. Lineage: Eukaryota; Viridiplantae; Streptophyta; Magnoliopsida; Rosales; Rhamnaceae.
AUCCAGAAGAGGUAAAAAAAAACAAAAAAAAAAAAAAAAAAAAAAAACUGAUCAGUGAAGAUUCAAUUCAACCAUGACCACCACCAAUCCCGGCAGCGCGCGAGGAAGCAACAAGAAGAGGAAUUGGAUCAUCCUUAUACUCGCUUGGAUCAUAUUACAUGUCGUCUUCAUCUUGCUCUUUGUGCUUCUAUUUCUGCGAGUCAGAAGUCCUAAAGUUCGUCUAGGUUCAGUCUCUGUGGAGACUAUCAAUCUCAACACUUCCUCGGCUGCUCCUUCCUUCGACCUCAAACUUAAUGCACAAGUUACCAUCAAAAACAAGAAUUUUGGGAGGUUCAAGUUCCACAAUAGCACUGCCACUAUCUCAUACAGAGGUACUGAGGUUGGACAAGCAACCAUCGAUAAGGGAAAAGCUAAAGCUCGAUCGACCAAGAAGAUUAAUAAUGUCAUGGUGUCUGUGAAAUCCAACAAGGUCUCGUCGAAUUCAGCAGGCCUCUUGAGAAGUGAUCUCAGCUCCAAGAAUUUGACUUUCAGUGCUUAUACCAAGUUGGAAGGGAAGGUUCAUCUUUUCUUGAUUUUCAAGAAAAAGAAGUCUGCUCAGAUGAAUUGCACAUUCAUAGUUAAUACUGCAACCAAAGGGAUCAGCGAUUUGUCUUGCAAGUGAAAUAUAUAUAUCUAUAAUAUAUAUAUAUAUAUAUAUAUAUAUAUAUAUAAAUAUAAUAUCUUCUUAAUUGAGUUUUCAACCUUUUUUCUUUUUCUCUCUCUUUUUUUCUUUCUUGGGUUUGAUAUUAAUUGGGUUUUUGAAAAUUUGUGUUUUUUUUUUUUUUUUUUUUUUUUUGGUUUGAUGGGAGGGACAGUAUUUGUGGAAAAGCUAUUUGUCUCUCUCUUUUACUUAUUCUUUGUAGUUCAUGGUGUUACUACUAAUUAUUGAUGCUUUUCAUAUUGGAUUAAACUUAAUAUAUAUAUUGCUUGCAGUAAAUCUGUGGUCCGUUAAGUUCUUUGCUUCAAGUUUUGAUUUUCUCCUGUGAUUAAUUUUUCCCUGUGGAUCAGAUAUUUCUUGCUUGUGUUUUGCUUUCAGUGUAGUGUUUUCUAUCCAGAGAGAAGGAGGGUAUGGUCCAUUUAGUCCAAGUCUUUUAGACUUUAUUGAUCAAUAAUUAAUGGAUAUUUCUAGAUA